Molecule: messenger RNA, 498 nt
Organism: Penicillium bovifimosum
Lineage: Eukaryota; Fungi; Ascomycota; Eurotiomycetes; Eurotiales; Aspergillaceae
Exons: 3
Coding region: 1-498 (165 amino acids)
Source: RefSeq, a predicted model, not a curated record
AUGGCAGGAGCGGAACUCAAGAGAAUCGCCGAAGGAAGUCUGAAAUCCAGUGAAAAGCAAGGCCUGGCUAGCUCCGUCCAGCAUAAUCCGGAGACCCUGAGUGAUCCAUGUUUUGAGGGUAUUGACCACGUUUGGCACCCACUACCGGUUUCUCCUGGCUUUGCUCGGAGAGCCAAGGCCCCAAGCACCCCCAAAGGAAGCCAGGCCAGUGAAAGGCAAGGCGUGGCUAGCUCCGUCAAGCAUGAUCCCGAGACCUUAAUUGAUCUAGACGUUGAGGUUACCAGUAACAUUAUCGAUCUAACAUCGCCACCAAGCUCGGUUGGAAGGCGUACAAUGAGCUGUGACCGGUAUCUACCAGGCCAGGCGAAGCCACCCCAGGAGCAGGAGAUUGAAAGACUGGAGAGGGAGAUGGAGGAACAGCAGCGCGAGUUUCAACAAGCCCAAGCAGCGCGAAGAGAAAAGAUCCAGCACUUACAGAAACAGCACGGGGGAAAGUAA